UUGCGCGGUUGGCGCACGUAUCUACGCCGUUGUUAAACGUUCCGAAAUACGCCGUUUUAAAGUGAAGUGUUUUGUGGCUUUUUUAUAUAUGCUUGGAUAGAGCUGUUUAUAUAAAGGAAUAAUGCCGGCGUACGACAAUGAAGGCGCCACCAUAUCUAUGGAGGAUGUACGGAAUACAGAAGAACCGAUCACUAUUAGUACGAUAGAAGAACAGUUAAAUGCCAGAAGGAUACGUCAGUUAAAACCUCAGAAGUCAACUGUAGCUUCGAGGAGGCAGCAAGCGGUGUGCGUAAGACGAGCUCACAAGAAGUACGGACCAACGAAGAAUCCUAAUGUUAUACUUGACGGAUUGAAUAUGACCGUGCCGAAAGGAGCUAUUUACGGUCUCCUUGGAGCAUCAGGAUGUGGGAAGACGACUCUCCUGUCCUGCAUCGUUGGCAGACGUCGACUGAAUAGUGGAGAGAUAUGGGUACUGGGUGGAAAACCAGGCGGACCCGGCAGCGGAGUACCUGGGCCUAGGAUAGGAUACAUGCCUCAAGAAAUUGCCCUCUUUGGUGAAUUCUCAAUUCGAGAGACGAUGAUAUACUUCGGUUGGAUAGCUGGUAUGGGUUCAAGAGAUGUGGACGAAAGGACAGACUUUUUGAUAUCACUUCUGCAGCUACCCAAUCCUACAAGACAAGUUAAGAACUUAUCCGGAGGGCAGCAGAGACGAGUAUCACUUGCAGCUGCAUUGCUGCACGAACCUGAACUAUUGAUAUUGGACGAGCCAACAGUAGGCGUUGAUCCAGUAUUGAGGCAAAGUAUCUGGGAUCAUCUGGUAGAAAUCACGAAAGGAGGAAGGACAACAGUCAUCAUAACAACCCACUACAUUGACGAAACUAAACAAGCGAAUAUUAUCGGUUUAAUGCGAGGCGGUCGAUUCCUCGCAGAAGAGUCUCCGAGCGAGCUGAUCCGUCGUUAUCAAGCCGAUAGUUUAGAAGAUGUAUUCUUCAAGCUUGCGGUAAUGCAGAACCUAGGGAAACGUCGUCGCUCCAGCAUCCUGGCCGGAGUGGUGGAGAAGGUGGAAUUACCAGCGAUACCGGAUCCUGCGGCUAUAGACUUAGAAGAGGCGGAGAUCGGUGAAAUUUCUGGUGAAUUUGGUGACAACGUAUCAAUGAGUAGCAAGAGUCGUGUAGUCGUUACGCCAGAAUUGAUCGCGCCAGUGGAAGCUUUGCCACCCGAAGAGAAACCACCGAUAGGUUGCUUGGAGCGGAUAAAACCUAUGAAAUGGCAUCACAUGAGGGCAUUGCUGUGGAAGAAUUUCUUAAGUCUAUUUAGAAAUUGGGGUCUCAUCGCAUUUAUCAUUGGUCUACCGGUAUCACAAAUGGUAUUGUUUUGUCUGGCAAUUGGACAUAAACCAGUCGGCUUGCCUAUUGCGGUUGUUAACUACGAGUUAGAACCAAACAGCACUGUAAGCGAUUGCUAUUACGACCCGAACUAUUGCCCUCAAGACCCGGAGACUUACGAAUGGAAUUUGACGAGAUUCAGCUGUCAGUAUCUAGAUUAUCUUUCGAAGAGACAAAGCAAUCUGGUUUACUACCCGACAAAAGAAGAUGCUAUGCGGGCUGCACAGCGAGGCAAGGCGCGUAUUGUUCUUGUGUUUGCAUCCAACUUCUCCGAGAGCUUACAAAUGAGGGUCACGGAUCCAAGGCACGCGGAUCCUGCCACUAUAAUGAACUCUGCUAUGGAAGCACAUUUAGACGAUACUGACAAGCAAGUUGAAUGGAUGUUGGCGAGGGAAUUGCAAUUUGCAUUCAUGGCGACGACUGAACAUUUAGCGGUGAUAUGCGGCCUGCCCGAGCGUAUUAUGUCAUUACCAGUACAUUUCAAUGAACCCAUCUUUGGCCUUGAAGAUCCGAACUUUACUGAUUUUGCUGGACCUGGAGUUAUACUUACAAUUAUAUUCUUCUUGGCGGUUGCUUUAACAUCAGGCUCUAUGUUAGCAGAAAGGAAUGAAGGCAUAUUAGAAAGGUCACUUGUAUCUGGAAUUACGGGUACUGAGAUACUCUUCUCGCACGUACUUGUACAGAUGAUAGUGAUGAUUAUUCAAACAGCGAUGGUGUUAAUUCUCGGUUUCUUAGUCUUUGGUCUCACGAUCAACGGCCCUGUUGGCUGGGUUAUAGUACUGACACUUAUUACUGGACUAUGUGGAAUGACAUUUGGAUUCGUCGUUUCGUGUAUUUGCGACACUGAAAGGACAGCGACUUAUUUGGCGCUGGGUUCCUUCUUGCCUAUGAUGUUAUUAUGUGGAAUCAUUUGGCCAGUUGAAGGUAUGCAUCAAAUCCUGCAAUGGAUCAGCUAUGUUCUACCUCUUACGAAGUCAACAGAGUCUUUACGUUCCAUUCUCCAGCGUGGUUGGACUGUCACAGUUCCUACAGUUUACUCCGGAUUUAUUUCUACUGCAAUAUGGAUUGUGGUAUACCUUACACUUAGUAUACUGCUUAUUAAAUUUAAAAAGGGAUGAGUGUUAGUGGUUAUAGAAAAUAAGUACUUAAUACGAUAGCACUAGUGGUGAUUAUUGUGUAAUACGUUUUGAGUCACUUUUGUGAUGAACAAAUGUGUUGUAAUGAUUGUGAUUGUUGUGUGAUUGAUUCAUUGAAUAAGGUUUUUAACGGUAUCAUUGUCUAGUAUUUACAGUCUAUAGUAAGCUAUAAUAAUUUGAAAUUUAAAAAAGGUGUAAAACACAAAUCGACCGGCUGACGAAAAGUGUUUUGUUAUGGGAAAGAUAUAACUCUUUUCGUCAGAUAGGUCAUU
Messenger RNA from Papilio machaon (common yellow swallowtail), 2793 nucleotides. It is a transcript of the gene osy, whose product is annotated as ABC transporter G family member 20. Gene Ontology annotation, molecular function: ATP hydrolysis activity; ATP binding; ABC-type transporter activity. Bases 122 to 2503 code for a protein of 793 amino acids. The transcript has 16 exons. NCBI's taxonomy places the organism in Eukaryota, Metazoa, Arthropoda, Insecta, Lepidoptera, Papilionidae. The record is from RefSeq and is a predicted model, not a curated record. Gene Ontology annotation, cellular component: membrane.